Pecten maximus is the source of this 3222-nucleotide messenger RNA. RefSeq lists its product as uncharacterized. The transcript is spliced from 6 exons. The record is from RefSeq and is a predicted model, not a curated record. The coding region runs from base 127 to 2262 and encodes 711 amino acids. NCBI's taxonomy places the organism in Eukaryota, Metazoa, Mollusca, Bivalvia, Pectinida, Pectinidae.
CGCUAGUCACCAGGCUGAAGCUGUAGUCAAGCGUGCUGUACAGCCCGCCGCCAUUUUCUCAAGUAAAGCAAUGUUGUAGACUGUUAUUUUGUGUCUGAGGGAAGGCUGAGGUGAAAGAUCGUGAUCAUGUCGGACGACUGUUUCCUCGACAUUUCUGGAGGCGAUAUUACUAUGGACAAUGUGUCGAAUCCCUCCGUGUUCCCAGUUAACAUGUACCCAGCCAAAAGUCUGCACGCAUCACCCAUAUCACAUUCGAAUGAAAGCACGCGUACUGGAAAUCAUCAUAAUGGAGGUCACGUGGUUGACAAGGUUAAUAAUGCCAGAAUACUCCAUGCAAUACAUCUGAUGAGUAAUCAAGGAAAACGGAAGAGGGGCCCAAGAGAAAAAGACACUUUUCAGCGAUUCGUGUAUUGUCUUCCAGACAAACACGAAAAACUUCCAAAAUUUACAUCAUUUGAUCAUAAUGAAAAAGCUAUCAUCAAAGCGCACCAGCAUGUAGGAUACGGAUAUCCAGCACAGGACUACAGCGGUGGUAUUGCCCAAAAGACACAUAUCAACAUAUCAUACAAUGCCGACCAAUUCAAGGAAUUCAUUCGCACAUUAUUUCCUAAACUGAGGAACCGGAAUUGGGACAUCUAUAGAAUAGAUAAACAGCGACGGCUUCUGCGCGUGGAGCAAGACACACCGAGAGGAAUUAAAGACUUGAAGUACCAGGGAUACCUUCUAGUUAUACCCUAUGAUAAUGUCAAUGACCGACCACAGUCCGUCAUAUACAGGACCGGCGAUGAUUACUUCAUACAGAUUUCAACAGACCAAACCGAUCACGUGACACUCGAUGACACGGAUACGGACCGCGCUACACCUUCCGACACGUGUAGCUUCGAACAACAGGAGGCGGUCAUGCAGGACAUCAGACCUAUUUCAGUUGCCUCCCCUUCGCGACUGACAUCACAGAUGUCUUCUGUUAUGAAGCAACACGUCCCCAAAAGUACCAUGCAGCUACCAACCAUGUCAAAUUGUCACUCAUUUAAAACUGAGGAUGAGAACGAAGUCUCCGUGAAAACGGAGCAGUAUGAAUCUUUCUCCGUGCCUUCUGGAUCAUCCCAACAACAACAUGAUAGUGUUCCUUCCGACAACAAUACCGCCAUGGAAUACACUGAAAAAUCUCAGCUUGUCAGUAUCGCUGAAGCCUACCGAGAUCUUCUUCAAAGUCCCCUGAGUGUGACGAUCCGGAAAGAAAAUCUUGUGGACGACGUCGUACGGCUAUACAGAGGAAAUGUAAACUUUGGAAGUCAUCACAUACGGGUGUUUAUGACUUAUGACGGAUAUUCAAAUGAUAGAAAUCAUACUAUCCCAACAGGCACUCUCUUUGUAAUGUUUUGGCGGGAAAUAUUAGAUAAGUUCUUUAGGGGUAGCCGUGAGUAUGUCCCCAUCGUUGACCCCGACACGGAUGAAGAAUUGUAUGUCACGCUUGGGAAAAUACUAUAUCAUGGACUUGUGAUGUUUGACUAUUGGCCCGUUACACUGGCACAAGCUUGUACUGCGGUGAUUUUAACAGAGAAGUGUUCGGACAGUCAGUUGACCACUUCAUUCUACAAUGUCAUGUCUGAAUCGGAGAAAGCGGUUGUGAGUGAAGCUAAGAAGGAAAUCAGAUCAAAUAUGAUCGAAUUUUCACUUCCUGUAUUGAGAAACCUUUGUAAGGUGUUGCGGCCAUACGGAAAUACAGUGAGACCACAGCCGCGUACAUUUGAGGGUCUGAUUCUACACCUAUCCAGGUUCCACCUUGUUCGGAAUUCAUAUUGGGCCCUGUCGGGCAUAAGUGCAGGGUUCAUAUCGAGUUUCUCCGGGAAUUUACCGGUCAUUACCGAACACGACGUCUUCAAAAUGUAUGCCCGCUUGUCGCCUAAUGCCUUGGCAUUGUUCGAGAAAGUCAAUUUUAUCUUUAGUCCAUCCAAUCAAACCUCUUGCAUAGACAUGGAGGAAAAGCGAACGAAGAUGUACCUUGAAGUGGCCAUUAUGAGGAUGACGACACAGCAGAUAGCCCGGAUUUUAACAAUGUGGUGUUAUUUUGACUGUCUAUGUGUCGACCAGCUUUUCACGAGGUUCCACGCUCAGUCGGUGUCGGAGCCGCCUGUUUUCGCUCCGGACACCAGAACCCUAAAUAUAUCGUCCGUAUACAGCUCUCAGGAGGAGUUCAGCUCCUUACUUACGUCACAGUUGGAGGAAUCUACUGAUGUCACAAGUGAAGUAGUCACCAUCUAAUGAGUACAGUGACGUCACAAGUGACGUAGUCACCAUUUAAUGAGCUCAGUGACGUCUCAAGUGAUGUAGUGCCAAUUUAACUUCCCCGAUGCUGUAAAGAUUUACCGACGUCAUUACCAGAAUUUGACACAAUUUGUUUAUUUUCACAUUUGUUAUCAGCGACAAAAAUGAAAAUGCCAGGUGCAAUUAUGUCUAUACUAACAACACGAUAAACGCCAUGGCUGAUAUUUGUCAAAAGUUUCAACGUUUACUGAUGAGGGUUAAUCCCGAUAGUACCACUGUAUUUGCUCUUCAGUCGUAUUAACAUCAGAGUAUUGUGUAAGUAAAAGAUGUCGAUUUUUAUGAUGAUGUUAUAUAAGAUGGAGGGGAAAUAAAAGAGUCCUUUCCAAACUUGGAUCCUCUGCGUCAACACGAUUAUGUAGAGAAUGUGUGAGCAUGUAUAUCGGUCAAGAGAACCCGCUCCAAAUGCAACACGCUUACGGGAUAUGCUUGUUUGUACAUGUAACGAAAAUCGAUCUCGCCUUUAACUCAUUUGAUAGAGAAUUGUUUAUCCACUCCAGCUUUUGUUCUGAGAUCGCCUUUACACUUCCUUGAUUUUGUUCCGAGAUCGCCUUUUACAAUUCCUUGAAUUUGUGCGGAGAUCGCUUUUUACAAUUCCUUGAAUUUGUGCGGAGAUCGCCUUUUACACUUCCUUGAUCUUGUUCUGAGAUCGCUUUUACAAUUCCUUGAAUUUGUGCGGAGAUCGCCUUUUACAGUUCUUUGAAUUUGUAAACAUUAUUGAGGCUCUAAAGGUGUCGCGUUUUUAAAACUACACCGUAUCCUGUUUGAUUGUCUUUCCGCAUAGAUGUCUUUCGUGUUAUCAUUGUUUUAAUUUCCUCCUCUUGAAUUAUUCCUGUCUGCAAUAGUAUUUUUAUUUAAUUAAUAUGUAAAAGAAUAAAUAUUCCGAGAGAUGCACGUUAA